GAGCAGCUCCUGGCCGGUCAGAGCGCAGCGGAGCCCGACAGCAGCAGCACAGCGCAGCAGGUCGACGAGCAGAGUCACACCGAGGACCAUCAGCUGAGGGGCGGCGGAGCUGAGGCGGAGGCUCCGGUCCACUUGAACGGACUUGAACGGAUUUGAACCCGCUUUUCUUAUCUUCUCCCGCCGGUCUGCUGCUCUUUGUGGGGGAAUAACGGAGUUACCGUGAAAGUGGGUGAAGUACCGACAUUGGUCCGCCGCCGGCAGCCUGACAGCCGCCAGCAUGAAGAAGAACAACUCCGGGAAACGGGGUCCACAGGACUCGGCGCCGCAGCACAUUCAGCCCGAUAAGGUCGGCUGGAUCCGAAAGUUCUGCGGGAAAGGGAUUUUCAGAGAGAUCUGGAAGAACCGGUUCGUGGUUCUGAGGGGAGAUCAGCUGUUCAUCUGUGAGAAAGAGGUGAAGGAGCUGGGCCGGGCUGACGAGGUGUUGGACCUGUCGGACUACGAACGCUGUGAGGAGAUCAGGAAGAACAAGAGUCGCAGUAAAAAGAACCACAGCAAAUUCAGACUGCAGCGCUGCAGCACGCCGGGCAACACGGUUCCUAACCUGGUCUUCCUGGCUGUCAGUCCCGAGGAGAAAGAGUCCUGGAUCAACGUCCUGAAUGUCGCCAUCACUCGAGCCAAGAACAAAAUCCUGGAUGAGGUGAUCGUAGAAGACUCUCAGCUUUCUCAUCUGACCCGAGAUCGAGUGAAGAUUCCUCACACCCGACGACUGCCAACCAGAGGUCACCUGCUGGCUGUGGCCUCCACCUCCUCCUCAGAUGGGAUGCUAACUCUGGAUCUGAUCCAGGAGGAGGACGCUCCUGCUUCUCAGGGAGCCGAAGGCUGUGCCUCCCACCUCAGCUCGGACUGUCCCAGGUCCAAAACUGACGGCGCUCUCUCUGUCAAGACGGCAGAGGCUUCUGGGAAAUCCCAGAGUCUUCCCCGUGAGGUGGCGGUGGUGUGGGAGCACACGGGUCAAACCCCCCAGCCUGGAAAACGCCUGACGACAGCAGAGAAAAACCGCUGCGCCUCCAUGGACGAGAUCCUGACGCACUCAGAGACUAAAGCUGCUAAGAACAAGACAGCGGCGGCGACCCGCUCUCCAGCCUUGACGAUGAACGGCACUGCAGCGCCCAUCAGCCAGCUGCAGGAGCUGAUCAGCCAGAAGCUGGAAAAGACGGAGCGGCUGCUGAAGGAGGUGCGCGGGGAGGCUGAUGGGGAGGUCGGGGAGAGGGGGAAGAUGAAAGGGAAGGAGUCAACUGAAGGAGCGAGAGCUGAGGCAGAGAGACUCCUGAAGGAGGCGUCAGUAGCCUGGAGCCAGGCCCGGGAAGUGCUGGAGGAGGUGAAGGAACUAAGGGCGUUGUACCGACAACUGGACUCCUCUUCCACCCUCACCCCCUCGAACAGCUCCAAACUAAACCCAGACCCCAAAAGCCUGAUGUGAGCCGCAUGGUACGGACUCAUUCUGGUACGGACCGGAUUAGACCGGUCCAAUCCAGGUAAAGCCACGAAGCUGAGCGUUGCCUCUGCUUCUUUUUGUUGGACUUCAGAUGAAGCUGCUGAGAACUGGAUCAACCACUUUUAAAUUAUUUGGACAAAUUCAGGUUUUGAUUUUCAGCUGUCAGGGGGAACCAGGACUUGCCUGCUGACUGAUACAGCUCAGUGCUCAGGUGCACAAUGCCUCUUCACAAAAUAUCUUCCUUACAAAAACAACGUGUAGCAUCAAUUUAACUUAAGUUGUGUCCUUUGGGAGUAUCCUUAGAUACUUUUCCAAGCUUUGAAAAUCCCUUAAUGUCUCUCUUUGGUUGCACAAACACUUGAGGUACCUUUAAAAAAAGACUUAUCUGACGUCUCUCGUCAAAGUAAAAGAAAAUGUGCCAAGGCGAGAGAUCAGAGACGAGGAAAACCCAUCACUCUGGAUCCUUUUUAUUUCACUUUAUGAAUAUUUAUGUUGGAGAUACAUUGGUACGUCUUUUGGGAAAUCUAAAGGUAAAGUUUUAGGUGAAACAGUUGACAAUACAAAUGCAGGGUAAAUAUUGUAUGAAGGAGAGGUCAGAAGUGAAGAGGUGAAGGACUGAAUGUGACGGUAGAUGAGCAGAAGUCAAAGCUUCAGGAUUAAUUCUGGUAUUUGUACGAGCUGCUUUGUUUGAAGAUGUCCUCCUUCCUCUUCUCUGUAGACUCAGGAGAGCCACUGCUUUUCAGGGAGGUUUUGAUGGUUCAGGUUUUGAUCACGUCCACUCUGACUUUGAGUAAAGUCAAAAGCCUUUUUGGAUUAGGUACAAGUUUUAGGACCCUUGAAGACCUCCAGAUGAGGACAAACAGAUACUAUGCACCAAACCGUCCGAAGCGACCUCAGACUCUUCUUCCUCUUUUUUUCUGAAUGUGAAUUUUCUCUGAGGCUCUGGAAACUCAGUGACUGCAGUUGCAAUGUUUGACAAGAGCAGGACUGAUUUUCACAAUGUUUGAAUCCAUCUCCACGCUCCUCAGAACACCUAAAACAUACUUGAGUAGUCCCAAGAAGACCAGAUGUCAGAGUCUUUGAUUAUUCUUCUCUGCAGAUCAGGACUAGCUGCACUCUGAACAAGCGGCUAACAAAGCUAACAAGGCUAACGACUCAAGAAAUUCAAAAUCUGUAGAAGUCCGUCUAAUAUUAAGUUAGGACAAGAACAAUGAAAAUUACUAACAAGCAUGAUAGCUGUGCAGUCAUUAACAUCAGGGGAAAGUUAUGCUAAUGUUAGCUAAUAGAUUGAGAAAGAUGAGUUUAGCCGACUCAUCACGUACAAAUUCGUAACUCUUCAAAGCUGUUUCAGUCAUUCUCAACACCCUGAACCUCUUUAGCUGGUCAGUUCAGUAAACUAAAGACUAGCAAGUUAGCAUUAAUUAGCUGGCAUUAGCUAUCUGAUGCUAACGUAGCUCCCUGGCUACAGAAAACAGGGAUGAUGCGAUCUUACUGUUAUGAUCAUGGAUGUGUUAAGAGACCUGGAUAUGGCGUUGGAGGCAGAGGCCUGUUCAUUCUUAUGAAAUUUGCUCAGUGGCGCAUGAAGCCAAAAAGUUUAACUGCUGCAAAUAAAAUUAUCCCAAUUAUCUGAGAAUGUAUAUCUGCAGCUGGAUUAGCUACAUGACGCCCACCAUACCUACACACCAGUCCCCGAUCAGCCCCCUUACGCCCCUUGGCCCAUAGGUGAAGGCCGUGAUGAAAAUGCUAAAUUUGCGUUUAGCUAGCUAUGAAGUGUUAGCUUAAAAGAGAGGGUGAAUCAUGUCUUCGUGUAUAAUGAAUUAUAAAAUGGUUUAUUGCUACAUUUGGCCUCAUAUUUAAUCACUACAAUGUCGCUAUCUUAUUUUUUUUUUUUAUUAAAAACAUCUGGAUCUUAUUUAGCUGGACAGCUAGCUACCUAGCAGACACCAGAGGUCAAGGGAUACUUAAGGCAAACAGUCAUGAACCAAUAUACAGAGCUCCUAAAAACUUUGUCUAGUGUGGUUUAAAGAUAUCGAUAAUCUCUAUGGACUCUGGGGCUCGCUUGAACAUGAUAAAAAAUGAACAUGUAAAUGUCUUUUCUAAACAGUUUGCUGGACAUAAUCAGGUAGAUUAUGUCUUUCUUGAUAUAAUUAAAAUAAAAUUACUCAUCAAAAUUACAAACAGGCUGAUGCUACAGCAAAAUGGGAAGAACUGGAAAAAAACAUGUUUUACACGAACUAUUUCAAGAUGUUUUUAGGUAAAAUGUAAACUUUUCCUUGCUAUGGAUUCAUUCUUCUAACCAUGUGUACUUUUAUUUCUAACAUUUCAUCCAUACUUUUCUUCUUGUGGUGGAAAUCAGCUUCCUCAAGUCCUGAUUCUGUUGAGAGGAACAAUUAAACUCUCUGUAGACAUAAAAAUACACAAAUGUUUACCUGGAUAAAAUGAACUGGAACUGGAAUUAAAGCCAGAUUUGUUAUUUUACCUCCCAGUGAAGUGACGUGUGUCCCGCUCAGAGACGCUUCAACAGGUCACAUGAGUCUCAGCCUCCUGUAGACUUAAGUACAAUCACAGUUUUACUGAGAAAAGUUUAUUUUUUUAGACAACAUUCAGGCUUUUGUACUGUUACAGCUUAAGUUCAGCUGAUUUCUGUUGUGUGUGUGUUGGAGGUUGAAGUGUGAUGGGAGCAAUAAAAAAGUGACACAAAACAGAUUUGUUAAAAACUUCAUCUGGUUACAUAAAUUUGGAUCCACGAACAUCAACUACUCAGUCACAAAAAAUAAAGUUUGCAAUAAAAGAAAUAAGGAAUAUUUCAACAUUUUGGCCAGAAAAUUGUUUUUAUAGUCUCUAAAUUGCAGAACAUUAAAUUACAGUGGUUUUAUUACACUGCCUGUAAUGUACAACAUGUCUCCUAUUAAAGUUCAGGGCUCCCUGUGGAGGUUCUGACCUCUAAUUUAAGACCGAUGUUUGUUCAGUUAUAAAAAACACUGAAUGUAAACAGAAAGUUUGUUUACAAGAAAACUCCACAGAGCAGCUUCAACACAGUUCAUUAAUACGGAUAUAAACUCUGUUAAUGUGACUGGAUGAUGUCAUUACUUUAAUGAAUCUGAUUUGUUGUCUGUCACGUCACACCGAGCAGCUCUUCGGUCAAAAUGGUGGAUUGUUCCUUUAAUGAUGUCACUGUUCAGCUGUUCAACACAUCUUCCUGUUUCUGUUGUUUGAUCUUCCGUUUGUCUCUGUGGCACCGAGCAGCUGCUGUAGCCUUAAAACCAGAGGGGAUGAUGGGAGAUGUAGUCCGGCAGUGGUGGUGCUGUGAGUCCUGAUCAGUUCAUGUGCUAAAAUAAAAAAAAAAACCUGCAAACUGAA
This is a messenger RNA of Epinephelus lanceolatus (giant grouper), 4855 nucleotides long. Its product is annotated as pleckstrin homology domain-containing family O member 1. Lineage: Eukaryota; Metazoa; Chordata; Actinopteri; Perciformes; Serranidae. Gene Ontology annotation, biological process: regulation of myoblast fusion. The record is from RefSeq and is a predicted model, not a curated record. Gene Ontology annotation, cellular component: ruffle membrane; muscle cell projection membrane.